AUGCCACACAAACCUUUGCUUUGGCUCCUGCUCCUAGUUCCAGAGUUUUUCCGUGAAUGCGAAAGCGAGAGCCAAGAUUUGCGGGAACUGUGGGACUGCAAUCGGAGCACCGCGGCAUCGACGGACAGCUCAGGAAGCAAACGGUUCCUUCUCAAGGACAGCAACGACACCGUGCUGAGGCACCUGUUCAGCCUGUUCCUAGACUUGCACCAGCGCUCACACGACGUGGAUGCCGUGACCCCGGAACCCUCCCGUCAGGCGUCCUCCAGUCCCAGAAAAUUUAGGGCAGGUGCGAGCAACCGCACAGGCAGCACCAACGAGACUGGCACCGAGUUUGGCGCCCCUGUGGCCAGCGACCCGUCCGUCGAGGACGUGGCCGUACUCGUGUCGGUGCUGCUCACCACGUUGCUGGUCUUCCUCUGCUUCCUCGUCCUGCUGGCUGUCAAGUGCUGCGCCGAGCUGUGCUGCAUCGACCUGCUCUACUGCAUGUCCUACCGCUGCCGCAAGUCUCCGGACCAAGUAGUGGUGCUCCAAGUGGUACCCAACGCCCGGUCCCUGGAACGUCUUCUGCACCACAACGCCCGGUCUGAGCAGUAA
Molecule: messenger RNA, 597 nt
Organism: Ixodes scapularis (black-legged tick)
Lineage: Eukaryota; Metazoa; Arthropoda; Arachnida; Ixodida; Ixodidae
Exons: 4
Coding region: 1-597 (198 amino acids)
Source: RefSeq, a predicted model, not a curated record